AUGGAUACAAUUGUGGACACCUCUGCAUUUCUGGGAAAAUUUCUAUAUUAUUUUUUAGAGUCUGUAAUUUACAAAGUAAUUCCAAAGAAAAAAAAGGAUGUUGCUGGAGAAAUUGUACUUAUAACAGGAGCUGGAAGUGGAAUAGGGAGGCUAAUGGCCCUACAUUUUGCCAGCCUUGGAGCCAUUUUAGUUCUAUGGGACAUUAAUGAAGAAGGCAAUAUGGAAACAUGUAGACUUGCCAAAGAAAAGGGUGGUGUGAAAGUAUUUGUCUAUACAUGUGACUGUGGCAACAGACAAGAAGUAUACAGAGUUGCUGACCAGGUAAAAAGGGAAGUCGGUGAUGUGAACAUCCUCAUUAACAACGCUGGCAUUGUGUCAGGAAAGUAUUUCCUUGAUAUCCCAGAUCACAUGGUGGAAAAAUCGUUUCUUGUCAAUGUGAUGUCUCAUAUCUGGACUUACAAGUCCUUCCUGCCUGCCAUGCUUAAAGCUAACCGUGGGCACUUGGUCUGUAUUUCAAGUGUGGCAGGGAAAAUUGGGACCAGUGGUCUGGUGGAUUAUUGUGCAAGCAAAUUUGCGGCUUAUGGAUUGGCAGAGGCUCUCUUUUAUGAAUUAACAUUGACAAAGAAAACUAACAUUAAAACCACAAUUGUUUGCCCAUUUUUCAUUGGAACUGGAAUGUUUGCGGGCUGUGUAACCAAGUACCCUCUUCUGCUGCCUGUACUGGAUCAGAAUUAUGUGGCCCAAACUAUUGUAAAUGGAAUUUUGAAAGAUGAAGUUUUUAUAGUAAUACCAAAAUUUGUUAAUUUUGCAUUGAUCCUUAAAGAAAUUAUUUCUCCAAAAAUGAAUCUUGCCUUAGCUAAAUAUCUUGGAAUGGAGACGUUUAUGGCUAACUUUAUAGGGAGACAUCCAGAAAACAAAGAAAGAUCAGACUGA
Messenger RNA from Condylura cristata (star-nosed mole), 933 nucleotides. Its product is annotated as short-chain dehydrogenase/reductase family 16C member 6-like. Bases 1 to 933 code for a protein of 310 amino acids. Gene Ontology annotation, molecular function: oxidoreductase activity, acting on the CH-OH group of donors, NAD or NADP as acceptor. The transcript is spliced from 6 exons. The record is from RefSeq and is a predicted model, not a curated record. Gene Ontology annotation, cellular component: lipid droplet. NCBI's taxonomy places the organism in Eukaryota, Metazoa, Chordata, Mammalia, Eulipotyphla, Talpidae.